Leguminivora glycinivorella is the source of this 2193-nucleotide messenger RNA. Its product is annotated as gastrula zinc finger protein XlCGF57.1-like. Gene Ontology annotation, molecular function: RNA polymerase II cis-regulatory region sequence-specific DNA binding; DNA-binding transcription factor activity. The transcript is spliced from 3 exons. NCBI's taxonomy places the organism in Eukaryota, Metazoa, Arthropoda, Insecta, Lepidoptera, Tortricidae. The record is from RefSeq and is a predicted model, not a curated record. Gene Ontology annotation, biological process: regulation of transcription by RNA polymerase II. Bases 231 to 1976 code for a protein of 581 amino acids.
CAUUCAUUCACGUAAUGAUCUUGACAGCGGAUUUUUUUAAGUCGAAAUUUUAUAAAUAGCCCGGGACCCAGAGACAUUAAACUACAUAUAUAAAUCUGUGUAAUAGCCAUGAAUCGUCUGUCAAUAUAUGUUUUACAGAUAUAAAACGAUAAGAUACUUAUUCGGACAAAGGUCCUUCUGCCCACUUCGCUUGAACAAAAAUACUAGCAAAUAGUGUACACAUCUUCACGAUGGAGUCGUCAGCAUUACAGGGCACUGAAAGUAUUACCGUGAAGACUGAGCCCGGUGAGGAUGCGUGUAUGACGGAUUUAUCAACGAUCGCAGUGUCUGUGAAAGUGGAGCAUUUGCUGGACGAUGUGUGCGUCAAGGACGAACCUAGAUCUGAUGGUGUGUCUAUAAAAAGAGAGCCAUCGUACUCAGAAGUGAGUGUAAAAGAGGAGUCAGCCAGCGCGCGCGCGGCGGCGGAGCUGUACGCCGGCCACGCGGUGAAGGACGAGCUCGUGCUCGGCACCGAGCUAGUGGAGCGCCGCCCCGUGCGACACGCAUCAGCGGCUUUGGACCGGGUGAUCAAAGUGCAGCAGUCAUGUGUCCCUCGGAGACCGUUCCUGCGGGACUGCUCCGUGAGGCUGGAGCGCCUCGGUCUGGAGACUCUGCUCACCGGCACGUGCGACACAGACUGGGACAUGGGAUCAGCCCCUGUGAAGGAAGAAGCUGUAUUCCUGGAUGAAGAGGCGCGUGUGAAGGAGGAGUGGUCGGGCAGCACGGCCGGGCGCGGCGUGAGCGAGGCAGCCAUGCUGGCCGACUUGUACAUCGAGCACGAGGUGAAGGACGAGCUCGUGCUGGGGCCGGAGCGCCCGCACCGCCCCGUAGUCGCCCCGGCCGCCCUGUCUAAUCGUGUCGCAGCGUCCGCUCUCGUGUCCGCCGAGCCCGCACACACACCCAGCGCCAUCGCCACCGGCUAUCAGUGUCACCAUUGCGGCCAACUGUUCUGGAAUAAGCUGUUUUUAAAGAAACAUGUUCACACUCACUCACCUUUACAAAAUUCUAACACAGAAAAUUAUGGUUCAAAACGACAUCAAACACACACAGAUAUACAGACUCGUCUGAGAACUCACACAGACGAUAAACCUUUCUGGUGUACUCAAUGUGACUACAAGUGUAGACGGAAAGAUCAAUUACGGUCACAUCUGAUGACUCACACUGACGAAAAGCCUUUAAGUUGUAGCCACUGUGACUACAACUGUAGAAGCAAAGCACAAUUAAAGUCUCACUUGAUAAUUCACACUGACAAUAAGCCUUUUAGGUGUACUCAGUGUGACCACAAGUUUAGACGAAAAUCAAAUUUACAUAGGCACCUGAUGACUCACACUGACGAGAAGCCUUUAAGUUGUAGCCACUGUGACUACAAGUGUAGACGAAAACUUGAAUUACAGGUUCAUCUGAUGAUUCACUCUGACGAGAAGCCUUUAAAUUGUACCCACUGUAACUACAAGUGCAGAAGCAAAGCAGUAUUAAAGUCUCACCUGAUGACUCACACUGACGAGAAGCCUAUAAGUUGUAGCCACUGUGACUACAAGUGUAGACGAAAACCUGAUUUACAGAGACACCUGAUGACUCACACUGACGAGAAGCCUUUAAGUUGUAGCCACUGUGACUACAAGUGUAGAAACAAAGCACAAUUAAAGUGUCACCUGAUGAAUCACACUGACGAGAAGCCUUUUAAUUGUAGCCACUGUGGCUACAAGUUUAGACGAAAAGCACAUUUACAGACUCACCUGAUGACUCACACAGACGAGAAGCCUUUUAGCUGUAGCCAUUGUGACUAUAGGUGUAGACGAAAAGUUGAAUUACAGGUUCAUCUGAUGAUUCACACAGACGAAAAGCCAUUUAGCUGUAGCCACUGUAACUACAAAUGUAGACGAAAAGCACAUUUAAAGUCUCACCUGAUGACGCACACCAAAGAGGAUCGAGUAUAGAGUGUUACUAUCAAAGUAUAAUUUGUAGUCACAGUACAUCAAAGACCUUUACAGGGGACAGCGAAACCACAUUUUUUUCCAUACGAAAUUGAACCGGGUGCGCCAAAGUUCAUAUAAAAUUGGUAUAUAGAUUAUCCGAAAAUGUUUCUCAUACAAUUUUACAUUAUAACGAUCAUUAUUUAUAACAAUUUUAUGUUAAUAACUAUCGUAACUUCGA